UUGUGUAAGAGAGCAGUUUGAAACGGGCAAUUGAGGCCACAGGUUUGGGUCAGGGACAGACUUUAUUUUUUAAACAAAAAUUUGCUGUCAAAACUCUAUUUGACGCUAUUGAAGAAUUUGCGACGUUUCACAGUGAUUUCUGUUUUGUUUUUGGAGAUGGGACAGAAUUAGACUAUAAAUAGCGUAGUUAAAAAUAACUUGCUUUGAUUUCAUAUUGAAUGAAUCAUAGACUGAAUUUUUUUAAGUAAGGAAUAAUUAUUUGUCCUCUCGCUUAACCCUCCAUAUAUUGAGCAAAUAAAACAUUGGCUAAACCAAUCACGGACUACACACUUAUUCUCGGGCACCGUACGAGAAUAACAGUAGCGCUGUCGUUUGCUACAAAAAACAUUGAAAAGAGAAGAAAUCAUUAUUCGGAUUGGUCAUGUAUGUUGUCGACGUUUUUGAGGUACAAUUCAUAGACGAAGAAGAAUAGGCUAGAAGUGUGAGGUGAUUUAUUUAACCAGCGCAAGGAACCAUCUGGUGAUUGCAUCGCCAAGUUUACACAGCUCCUGCGUGCGCGUACUAUCCCUAAACUCCAGUGGAAGGGAGGAGUAGAAGGUAUAGCAGCAUAGUUGUAGUGGCCCGCUGAUAAAUGUUCACCUGCGCUGACAUUUUUAUGGGUCUUUCUCUUCAGCCAAAGAUCUUCCCGGGUGGAUCAUAGCAACCUGUCAACUCUAACAGAGCUGCCCCCAGUCCACUCCCAGCCAUCUGACAGACCCGACAAACAUCAAAGCUUUUCUUCCUUCUAGCCAUCAGGCUCUUCCACUCCUUUUACUAUCGGUAGAGAGGGGGAUGUCUGUUAUCUAACUCCUCUCAGUCUACUAAUCUACUAGCUCAGCUCAGUCCAACCCAACCCCUUUUACUCACGCCAUCGGGUCACCCUCAGCCAUGGAGGAUUAUGACGUGCGCUCGGCCGCCAGUAUCCUGGCCUCGGUGAAAGAGCAGGAGGCGCGCUUCGAGCGUCUGACCCGGGCCCUGGAGGAGGAGCGACGCCACGUCUCCCUGCAGCUGGAGCAUUCCGACAUACCCCCUGACAGGCUGGGAGGGACUGGGCUUAACGCUAACCUGCCACCUAACAGCCAACGCCUGGCCUGGCAGCAGGUGGUGAUGCAGGAGCAGAGCCCCAGUAACCAGACGUCUCUGGCCAUGAUGCAGGAGCCACAGGAGAUGGUGGAGGAGACGGUCACCAUCGAGGAGGACCCUGGCACGCCCACCUCCCACGUGUCCGUUGUCACCUCCGAUGACGGCACCACACGACGCACAGAAACCAAGGUGACUAAGAUGGUGAAGACGGUGACCACGCGGACGGUUCGCCAGGUGCCCCUGGGCCCCGACGGCCUGCCCCUUCCUGAGGGUUCGUCCCCGCUGGGCAGCUACACAGACUCCAUCGACCGGCGCUACCUGAAGAAUGGCGAGCGCUACAUCACCACGCCGCAGGCCACCUCCACGCUCACGCGCUCCUACAACAACUACAAUGACUCCUACAGUGACGCGCUCCCCCCCGACCUUGGCGGGAGUCAGUACGGUGGGCGCCACUACGGCCUCCACGAUGGCUACGGCAUCGGAGACGCGACAGACAACUACGGCAGCCUGUCCCGCGGCGUCAACUUCCGGCCUCCCCGCUACCCCUACGCUAUGGCUAACAGCUAUCGGCCGGAGAACAGCUACGGGACCUUACCCAUCCGGAAGGAUGACUAUGGCCACGUGGCCCAGCCCCAGGUCCCCAUGGGCAGCAGCAGUGUGGAUCUGAACCGGUCGCAGCCAGAACGCUUCCAGCCAGAGCCCUACGGACUGGAGGACGACCGCCGCAGCCUGGGCCCCGAGGAGGAGGAGCCCUAUGACCUGGAGCCUGACUAUUCCACCGUUAGCCGGCGCCAAGGUACGCUGCCAGGCACCAACCGCGGCAGAACCAUGAGAGAGCCGCUCCGCGACGGACCACGCAUCAGGGGUUACGAGGACCCCAUCGAGGCGGAGCUGAUUGACGAGCGACACCCCUACAUCCAUGGCAUGUACCCGGCCCCCCUGGCCCAGCCCGAGAGGGGGAGCAUGGCCAGCCUGGACCGCCUGGCCGGCCGCCGCUCGCCCUCCAUCGACAGCAUCCGCAAGGACCCGCGCUGGCGUGACCCCGAUCUGCAAGAGGUAAUUGCCAUGCUGGGCCACCCCAUUGACCCGGUCAAGUCCAACGCCGCCGCAUACCUGCAGCACCUGUGCUACGAGAACGACAAGAUCAAGAAGGAUGUGCGCCAUCUGAAGGGAAUCCCGGUGCUGGCAAGCCUGCUGGACCAUCCCAAGGCAGAGGUCCACCGCAAGGCCUGCGGAGCCCUGAGGAACAUCUCCUAUGGGAAGGACCACGACAACAAGGUGGCCAUCAAGAACUGUGAUGGUAUCCCCGCCCUUGUCCGCCUGCUGAGGAAGACCAAUGACAUGGAGGUCCGUGAGCUCAUCACAGGGACCCUGUGGAACCUGUCUUCCUAUGAGCCUCUGAAGAUGGUGAUUAUAAACCACGGACUGCAGACUAUGACCAACGAGGUCAUCAUCCCCCACUCAGGCUGGGAGCAUGAGCCCAACGAGGACUCCAAGCCCCGCGACGCAGAGUGGACCACCGUCUUCAAGAACACCUCAGGAUGUCUGAGGAAUGUGAGUUCGGACGGGGCCGAGGCGAGGCGCAGACUAAGGGAGUGUGAGGGGCUUGUGGAUGCUCUGCUGCACGCCCUGCAGUCAGCUGUGGGCAAGAAAGACAUGGACAACAAGUCUGUGGAGAACUGUGUGUGUAUCAUGAGGAACCUGUCCUACCACGUUCACAAAGAGAUCCCAGGGGCCGAGAAGUUCACAGACCCGUCCGUUCUGCAUGCCCCGGGCUCUGCGGGCCCUCAGAGGAAGAAGAAGGAUGAUGCAGGCUGCUUUGGAGGGAAGAAGGCCAAAGCCAGAAAAAACGGCGAGAAUGACAAAAACUACGACACUCUGGAUCUACCCAAGCGCACAGAACCCACAAAAGGUUUUGAGCUGCUGUACCAGCCGGAAGUGGUGAGGCUGUACCUGUCUCUGCUCACUGAGAGCCAGAACUACAACACUCUGGAGGCUGCAGCAGGGGCCCUGCAGAACCUCAGCGCCGGACAGUGGACUUGGUCCAACUACAUCCGUGCCACAGUGAGGAAGGAGAAGGGGCUUCCCAUCCUGGUGGAGCUGCUGCGUUCUGACUCUGACAAGGUGGUCCGAGCCGUGGCCAUCGCCCUGCGCAACCUCUCCAUCGACCGCCGCAACAAAGACCUGAUCGGGAGCUAUGCCAUGAGGGACCUGGUGAGUAACCUGCCCAGCGGUCAGCAGCGGCCAGCCAAGAACCUGGAGGAAGACACGGUGGUGGCCAUCCUCAACACCAUCCACGAGAUUGUGACGGACAGCUCCGAGAACGCACGCUCCCUCAUCCAGGCCCAGGCCAUCGAGAAACUGGUGGCCAUCAACAAGACGAGCCAAUCACCACGUGAGGACAAGGCCGCCUCCCACGUGCUGCAGAUGGUGUGGAGCUACAAGGACCUGAGGAACGCCCUGACCAAGGAAGGAUGGAACAAGAGCCACUUCCAGCCUACAGCGACCGGCACCCCUAAAGCAGCCAAGAAUGGCAAGCCAGGCUACGACGACACCACUCUGCCCCUGAUGGAGAAGAACCAAGGCACCAAGAAAAAUGGAAGUGGUGAUAUGAUACCUAUGGACGAGCUUGGUCCAGAUGGCUACUCCACCAUCGACCAGAGAGACAAGGACUGCAAGUACAAGAGUAGUGGAGACGGGUCAGUGGACCUGACAGAACGGGAGCCAUUAAAGAAUGACACAAAUAGGAAACACUAUGUCAGGAGUAACAGGCCUGCAGUCAAACUGGUGGAUGCUUGUGACGUUAAACCUCAGCCUGUAGACUCCUGGGUCUAAAUGCAUGCAUGGCUUAAAUAACGACAGCGUAACAUCUGAACGAUAGGAUCUCCCAUGUCAUCACUGCCAUAACACAUGGAACUCAUUUUGAUGUUGACUCAUCAGCAGAUAGACUUUGUAAAAGAACGAAAGAGAAAAAAAAAAAAAAGAAACAAUCAUCCAACAGCCAAUGUUUCAUGCUUUUGAAUCAGCAAAUGAAAUUAUGUAUAAAAAAAGAAAAGAAAAUCAAAAAACGACUACUUCUCAUAUCUACAUCCCCCACUGGAUGGACAGACGUAGUGUACCCUAACAGCAAGGACUCUGACUGGAGGAGCUCUGCAUGGUGUCAGGAUGGAAGAGUGGAAGCAGUUCUCGUCAUAGAGAUACAAGUAUUCUAGAGCUCUAUCUCUAUGGUAAUGUAGGGAUGGAUGCUGGUGUGAAGCAGGGGGAGAGAAGGUGAUGUAUGUUGGGAGGAAAGGAAGUGUGUUGGAAAGGAAAAGAGACAGUGCGCUUCAAAUAGUAUUUUUUUCUAUGUUGUAAUUUAGCUUUUUAUUUAGCUUUUGUUUUUGUUGGUUUGUCUUUCCUGGAGGCACAGUAAAUUGUUUUUGUUUGUAAUAUAAUUAUUUAAAUUUUUUUGCUGGUCUUUCUUUUUGUUUUUGUUUUCUGGAUUGAAGAAGUGUGGGGUGUGGACUGGUGUGGUAGAUGGCAGAUGAAGGUUGGGGUGGUUUGAAGGACUUGAUGCUUGAGGGGCACUUAAAGGAGCUGUACACCUGCAAGUGUUGAUUGGAGUUAGGGAAGUGAAAAGACAUGCAUUUGGUUGGGUUACUUAUAGCUGUUGAGCGAAACAAAAUUAAAAUAUAUUUUCAGAAUCGACACAGACUAGAGAUAUGUGUUUGCCGACGACGAUAUAUGAUUUGCUUGGUUGGUUGCUGUUUGUCAUUGAUAUGUAUUAAAGUUGAAGAGAAUAUUUGACAUUUUGUUUAUAAAUGGAUUGUGUUAAUGAAGAAAGGGAAAGUACAUGCUCCUGGUGUCAAAGGGUAGAAUCGAAAAGCAUUAGAUAUUUUUGUUGGUUUUAUAAAUAUAUAUUAGGGUCAAAGAAAAGCAAAAAAAUAGAGAACAGAAAAAACAAUAGAAAGGUCUUAGUUGUGUACUCAUAACAGGUUGUUUGGGAAGGACUUUCAUUGGAUAAAAUCUCAUAUUUGUAAACAGAAAUAAUCACAUCAUUUAAGUGUGUAUCAAAUCUAUAGAGUCAUGCUGAUCACAUAUUUAUAUUUUGUACUGUCAAGAGUAAAAAAAAAAAAAAAAAGACGAGCUGUUAUUCAGCUUUCUUUUUAAAGGUGAGUUGAACUGAUGACCUGGUCUCCAAAUCUUUCAAGGAGAUUAAUAGAGAGAGAGAGAGAGAGAGAGAGAGAGAGAGAGAGAGAGAGAGAGAGAGAGAGAGAGAGAGUAGAUGGUUCAGUAGGGGUCACUCAAGAGAUAAGACUGAGAGAAAAGAGGGAGGGAGGGAGGGAUGCAGCAGCAGGGAUAGACAGAAAGAAGAAAUUAGACAGAAGUGUUACAAUUCCCUUUUCAUUUCACACUGCAAUUAUAUGAAGUCGCUGAGAACCUAAAAAUGUGCUUUGAUUUCACUAAUGCAUCUUUAAAUAACUAUUUGAAACAAGCAUGAAAAAAUGUACAGAUGUUUAUAUUAUUUUUAAGUGCCAAUUUUUGUGGUGUAAUUGGAUAUUAGUCAUUUAUAUCUGGAGAGGAGAGCAGUUUUCAUGUGGUUCAAUGCAGAAUUUGCAUCACGUUGUACGAAGUAUACAAAAUCUGUUUGAUUAUUAUAUGUUUUGUUCCUUCUAGGGGCAAUUGAAAUGAAGUAGUGCAGAUGUCUUUUAAAAAGAGAAGAAAAGCUGAACUGCACGUGGUUAACGGUUUAGUAGUGAUGUUGUGAUUGUUUUAUCUCCAUUGCCAGGUGGACUCUCCACUAUGAACCCAUUCUCUCUCUCUCUCUCCCAAUUCUGGGACCAGUGAGGGGGCCCUCCACUACAGGACAGCUUAACUCAUGCGUCAGCUAUAGGCAAAUGGCAUGUGCCUGCGUUGAAGUCCGAAUUUCUUUGUGAUGUGACUUUAUAAAGCUUGCAUAUUUUACACAGCGAUUACAAAGACUGAUGUGAUAAGAUACAAAUUAAAAGUACACGUAUUAAUAAACAUUUAAUUUCAGAGAAAAGUAGCGUAAUAAUAGCCCCAUGUUAACGUCCUCCAUGUUGACGUAUGUCCUCAGAACUGUGUGCUUUUCAUUGGAUUGUUAAUCUUUGACUGUCUAUUCCUGACUGCAUUUUGCAGUACACAACCAAAGGAUCUGGUGUUGUACUUAUAUACAUAUGAAAUGAGUCCAUGGGCUGGUUUGUGGACUGUGCUGUGAAAGAAAUGCAAGAAAAUGGGGUAGAAAUUGAAUCAAAGGAGGAAGACCUACCUGUGUAGAUAUCACUGAUUCAAACUCUUCAAAAUAAAGUAACUGUACUACUCAGUAGCAAAUGUGUUUGUAACUAUCAUGUGCCUUAACAUUUUCCAUGGUACAUAAAGAUAACAUUGUGUUUUAUAUAACUCUUUAUCUCUCCCUCCCUCCGUUCCUCCUCAUUCCCUCAUACCUCUCUCCUUUUCUCUUCUUUGUCAGCCUCCCUCCCUAUAUCUCUCCCUUCCCUAUCAUUUUACACACUCACACAUUCACUCACUCUGUCCUCAGUGUAGACUGUUGGUGGGUUUUUGCCUUGUAUUACAUUGUAUUAUAAACUUUUAAAAGAUAGACAUAAUACAUGGUUUGAUUUCAUAGAAGAGUACAUGAAUGCUUUCGUAGCUAUCAGAGCGAUGCCACAGUGACAGAAUGUAUUAUGUUAAUUUUACUAAAACCCAGAGGCAAGUAUUACGCUUGUUCGAAUAACGUGAAAAAUACUGAUUUGUAGAGUAUCAAUUUGGUGUGUUUUCAAUAAACUAUGCCUGGAAAGAA
Molecule: messenger RNA, 6922 nt
Organism: Coregonus clupeaformis (lake whitefish)
Lineage: Eukaryota; Metazoa; Chordata; Actinopteri; Salmoniformes; Salmonidae
Product: armadillo repeat protein deleted in velo-cardio-facial syndrome homolog
Exons: 21
Coding region: 928-3957 (1009 amino acids)
Biological process (GO): cell-cell junction assembly; cell-cell adhesion
Cellular component (GO): cytoplasm; plasma membrane; adherens junction
Molecular function (GO): cadherin binding
Source: RefSeq, a predicted model, not a curated record